AUGAGGCAGCUGUUCUCUUUGCCCUGGAUACUGAUGGUAAUGUUGGUAACCCCUUGGUUCACUGCAGUUGGAGCCAGUAACUCAUCAGAAGCAAAAAAGUGUUCCGAAUGCCACAAUAAUGCUACCUGCAUGCAGGUUGGAACAGCUACAGGAUGUUCCUGCCUGACGGGCUUCACUGGUGAUGGGCUGGAGUGUGAGGAUGUGGAUGAAUGUGCCAUCCCUCGAGCUCACAACUGCUCUGACAACAGCAUCUGUGUGAACACACUGGGUUCCUAUGACUGCACCUGCCAGGAUGGCUUCCGUCUGACGCCUGAGCUGGGCUGCACUGAUGUGGAUGAAUGCACAGAGCUGGGACUCAGUGACUGCCAUGCCCUAGCCACCUGUGUCAACACGGAGGGCAACUACUCGUGCGUGUGUCCCAAGGGCUAUGAAGGGGAUGGCUGGCAUUGUGCAUGCUCCCCAGGCUCCUGUGGGCCAGGGCUGGACUGCUUGCCCCAGGGCCCGGAUGGAGCACUGGUGUGUGAGGACCCCUGCAAUGUGCACAAGACCCUGGCUGAGUACUGGCGCAGUGUGGAGUAUGGUGCUGGAUACUCCUGUGACUUAGAUCUAUACGGCUGGUACCGGUUCACAGGCCAUGGUGGUGUGAGGAUGGCUGAGACCUGUGUGCCGGUCCUGCGAUGCAACACAGCUGCACCCAUGUGGCUCAAUGGCUCUCAUCCUUCGAGCAGAGAGGGCAUCGUGAGCCGCACAGCCUGUGCGCACUGGAGUGGCCACUGCUGUCUGUGGUCCACACAGAUCCAGGUGAAGGCCUGCACAGGUGGCUACUAUGUUUACAACCUGACUGCGCCCCCCGAAUGCAAUCUGGCUUACUGCACAGAUCCUAUCUCCGUGGAGGGGACUUGCGAAGAGUGUGGGGUAGACGAGGUUUGUGUAUCUGAUAACGGCAGAUGGCGCUGCCAGUGUAAACAGGACGUCAACAUCACAGAUGUCUCCCAACUGGAGUACUGGCUAGAGUGUGGGGCCAAUGAUAUCAAGAUGUCCCUUAGCAAAUGCCAGCUGCAGAGUCUGGGCUUUAUGAAGGUCUUCAUGUACCUGAAUGACAAUCAGUGCUCAGGCUUCAGUGAGAAGGGUGAAAGAGACUGGAUGUCCGUGGUGACCCCUGCCCAGGAUGGCCCCUGUGGGACAGUGUUGAGGACAAAUGAAACCCAUGCCACCUACAGCAACACCCUCUAUCUGGCAAAGGAGAUGAUCAUUCGUGAUGUCAACAUCAGAAUCAACUUUGAAUGCUCUUACCCCCUGGACAUGAAAGUCAGCCUGAAGACCUCCUUACAACCCAUGGUCAGUGCCCUGAACAUCAGCGUGGGUGGAACAGGCAUGUUCACUGUGCGGAUGGCUCUGUUCCAGAGCCCUGCCUACACACAGCCCUACCAAGGCCCCUCUGUGAUGCUGUCCACGGAGGCUUUUCUGUAUGUGGGCACCAUGCUGGAUGGGGGUGACUUGUCCCAGUUUGUACUGCUAAUGACCAACUGCUAUGCCACACCCAGUAGCAACUCCACAGACCCUGUGAAAUACUUCAUUAUCCAGGACAGAUGUCCACACACAGAGGAUACAACCAUUCAGGUGAUGGAGAAUGGCGAGUCCCCUCAGGGACGAUUUUCUGUUCAGAUGUUCCGGUUUGCAGGCAAUUACGACCUUGUCUACCUGCACUGUGAGGUGUACCUGUGUGACGCUGUGAAUGAAAAGUGCAAACCUACUUGCUCUGGUACCAGAGUUAGAAGUGGGAACUUCAUAGAUCAGACCCGUGUCCUGAACUUGGGCCCCAUCACACGGCAAGCUAUCCAGGCCUCUGUGUCCAAGGCUGCUUCCAGCGACUUGA
Messenger RNA from Cricetulus griseus (Chinese hamster), 1876 nucleotides. NCBI's taxonomy places the organism in Eukaryota, Metazoa, Chordata, Mammalia, Rodentia, Cricetidae. The record is from RefSeq and is a predicted model, not a curated record.